Tetranychus urticae (two-spotted spider mite) is the source of this 972-nucleotide messenger RNA. Its product is annotated as motile sperm domain-containing protein 2-like. Gene Ontology annotation, cellular component: endomembrane system; endoplasmic reticulum-endosome membrane contact site. NCBI's taxonomy places the organism in Eukaryota, Metazoa, Arthropoda, Arachnida, Trombidiformes, Tetranychidae. The record is from RefSeq and is a predicted model, not a curated record.
CCCAAACUCGUUAAAUCAAAUUCCUUUCCUUUUCUGUUCGAAAAUUAAUUCUGUGAUUGUGUACGUUUUGUGUGCGCAAUUGGAUCGUUGACAAUAAAAUGGCUCCUCAAAUCACUAACAAUGUUUCAUUACUUGAAAAUAUUUGUCAAUAUUCAAUUGAAGCAAUGAAGACUGUUCGAAAUGAUUUAUUAUCCAUCACAAAAGAUUCAAAUGAAAUUGAUAAAGGUUUGUUGACACAAUUAAUGUCUGAUGACAAUUUACUUUGUCGUUAUAUGAAGCGUCGUCGAGGUGAUCCAAAUGAGUCCAUCAAAUUCAUUAUCAAUACUUUGGAGUGGAGACACAAUUUGGGUUUGGACCAUUUGAAUGAACAGUCAUUUCCAAAAGAACUUUACGAAUCAGGAGGAUUAUUCAUUUCGGGACAAGAUGUUCAGAAUAAUUCAGUUCUCCAUAUAAGAGUUUCUCAUUUCUAUAAAAUUCCAGAAUUGAUUGAUUUGGUUAAAAAGUUUGUCGUCUAUCACAUGUAUAAAGCCGAUGAAUUGGGUUCAGAACGGUUUCCAUCAACUGGAGGUUGGGUCCUUGUCUUUGACUGUUCAAAUGCUUCAUUGGCUCAGGGUGACCCAGAAAUGCUGAGUUUCAUCAACUACAGUUUAAAAAAUUACUUUCCAUCAGGACAGAAGUACAUUGUCAUAAUCAACUUGAAUUGGGUUCUUCGAGCACUUAAAACUCUAGCAUUCACUUGGUAUCCAGCAGCAGUUAAGAACCGAAUCAAAUUUUGUUCAAGUAAAGAUAUAACUGAUUAUAUUCCAAAAUCAGAAUUGCCUGAUUAUUUGGGUGGACCAAUUAAAGAAUACCGAGAAUCACCCAAAUAUUGUAUAACUCUGGACUCACUGCGAUCGAAAGGGCAAUUGAGUGACCCAUCAUUUGAUAAAAUAAUGACAAUUUUAGCCACUGCUAACUGAUUUUAUCAACUAU